Molecule: messenger RNA, 3123 nt
Organism: Scaptodrosophila lebanonensis
Lineage: Eukaryota; Metazoa; Arthropoda; Insecta; Diptera; Drosophilidae
Exons: 6
Coding region: 70-3105 (1011 amino acids)
Source: RefSeq, a predicted model, not a curated record
UCCUGUGAUACAUACAAGUACGAGUAUUUACGGGUGUUUAAUACUCGUAUUAACCAAAAUCCAUUCGUUAUGGCGUGGCCUGCGGUUUUGAAGAUCACGGCACAACCAUCGCCGCAUUAUAAAUUCUUCCCAUUAAGCAAGGGGCUUGGUGCACCUCUGAAUGCGACAGAGCUGACAUUAACGUGCUCUAAGCCAAUUACCAGUCGGAUACAGCUUGUGUGUCAAUUGGUUCAGCAGUACAAAGGUUAUGAUCGUUAUCUUGUAUCUCCAAACACACUCCAAUAUGUGGGAAAUGACAGCAAACUAAACUUUGAGCCAGUAUGUCUUGAAAUAAAGGCCGUUGAUAGUGAGCAUAUCACUUUCAAAUUUGUAUUGGGCAGCUAUUGCAUUGCUAAGACUAAAGAUACAGAAGUAAUAGCACACUUAGAGGAACUGAAGAAAAAUGUAACUCCUGAUUUGGUUCAGUUGCCACUGGAUGAAGUGAUUACCCAGAACUUUGAAAGGAAUGAUAUGGUUGCUUUAGCUUUUACACCCUUUAUAAUAGAAGGCGCCAAUCGGUGCAAAAUCGGAGAAACAGUCUUCUCGACAGGCAUUCUCAAUGCGAACGAGCGAGUAAACAUCAUCCAUUGUUGCAAUGAGAAAAUACCCUUUUGUUGUAAAACGAUGUUGCAUUUGGUACUUUCCGACGUUGCAAAAGACUAUCAGAUUAAAUUGUUUAAUGAAGAAAGACAAUGGGAGUCGGCGCUUAUUAAGCCCACAUCGAAUGAAAAACUCAAGGCAAAAAGUAUACUAGUUUAUGAAGCGCCAAAAUAUGAUGGCCCCAGUUCGUCAAUUGAUACUGUUGUUGCUUGCAAGCUGAAGCUGUACGAUGGGAUCGAAGAGCUGGAUGAAACGGAUGUUAGUUUUGUCGGAGUGGCCAAAAAUAAUUCGGAUGUUUCAAUUCCAACCGAUUUGGAAGUACAGCGUUCGCUAGGUGCAGAGGUGAAAAAUUUACAAAAGUUGGUGUCUGAAUUUUUAAACCUGCUACCGCCAUUAAUUAAAAAGCCCACAACUAUGGAAACACGGAUUCUGAGUGAUUUACUUACGAAACUGUUUAAGGAAGACACCAACAUAAAACUCCGACACAGAGCUUUGCAAUUUAUUAUAGAAUAUGGUUCUAUGGAUCUGCUGAUACGAUUAAACUUGUUGUCUGAGUUUGUUUGGGCCACGAACGGAAGGGAGCUUCAUAGUCCCGGCGUCUAUUUAUUGCCCACAAUUUGCCCUAAAUGGGUUAAUCGUAACCAAUACAAUACAAUAAUAGUCCUUUUAGGUUUUUAUAAUUUCCGCACGAACGCUCGUAUAUACUGGAUGAAGAACUUUAUUAAUUGGUCGAAAUCAAUACAAUGUCCUGAGAUUUCAGGGAAUGCCUUUGUCAAGCUAAAUGAUUGGGUUAAGCAAAUCGAACAUUCAAGAGUUCGUGGAUCAUUUCGAGAUUUUAUAUUGGUUUUUACUGGGAUCGAUUUCGUACCAUCACUGAAAGAAUAUGACAAAUUGAUUCAAAAUAUAUUUUAUGAAGACGAUGCUUUUAAAGACCAUUGGGCUUUUUUGUAUAAAGUAGUCAAUUCGGAAAACAAUGAACUUUGCAACAUUAGUAAACAGCUUUGCAAAUUGGUACUUCAGAAUAAAAGAAGUGAUGUUAACAACAUGAGCAUUGUGGACAAGGUUAACCAACUCGUAAAUUAUGAACCACGUGUCUCAAAACACGGCUGGUUCCGUUUCAUAGCAGCGUUUAUCUCAUCAUGCAACUUUGAUGAUAAUCCUUCUCCAUGGCAUCUCUGUCGCAAGGCAUACGGUUUGGAUGAAGAGUUUCUUUCCGAAUGUACAAGCCUAAGAGACAUUCAGGAACACUUUCUUGACAAAUUAGAGUGUACAACAGAAGAAGAGCAGGAAUUUGUUCGGAUGAAAAGUGUCGAUUAUUUUGUCAUAGAGAGAGUCAAUGCGUGGGGCCAGCUAAGAAGGUUCCGACUGGACCCUUCUAAACUUCUUAAAGAUGGCUCAAAACUGAUUACAUAUAAGAUGGCCAUUUUGUUCAGUGAAAGUACCUUGGCAAAUGAAAGUGUCCUUUUCCAAAUGCUUCGUUCGGCAAUGGAAAUUAAUAUUUCCAUGGGCAACCUAUGCUAUGAAUCAAAAACACUGUUUGGACAAGUUUUAGAGCAUAGGACGGAAGAUCCUACCGAUGAAACGAUUUUGAACUAUGCAGAGGCAAUUUUGAAACUUACGGCACCUUUCAAUGUAUGGCCUUAUAUGAUGUAUAAAUAUAUAGACGAUUCUGAAUUACUGGCGCGUUUCAUUAUCGAAAAACUGCUUCCCUAUGAAGUUCCGGCAGGAGAUGAAUGGUCGAUGGAUAUUAAAGGAUUCGACAUCUUACCUCUUAAAGUAAAUAAAGGCUUCAUAACAAAACUAAUAAGAGAGCAUAAAAAAUACUCAGAAGAGAAGCCGAAAUACGUUCGCAACUCGAUGGAUCAUUUAAUUAAAAUACGAAUAGGCAGAAUCUUAUUGGCUUGUCGUACUACCAAUAGUUGGGAAGAUGAAUGGUGGACUUUAGUUCAGGCACCAUAUGAUCAUCCAAAUGUUAAGUACAUGUACGAGUGCUUCUUGGCGCAACACAUUACCUAUGAUGCCUUAAUGGGUCGCUUGAGGACGUUUGGGGAAGAGCAUGAGAACAAUAAACUAUCGCUUAUAUCUGUUGUGCACAUUUAUAUCGAUACAAAACUGAGCUCUUUUGAAACAUGGAAAGAAAUGAUAAUGAAACUUCAAUUGGAGACAGAAAUAAGCGGCUCCCAAUUACAUCAUAGAUAUGCUAACUUGAUAAGAAAUCAUGUUUCCAGGAGCGAAAAGGAAAUAGAAAAUACAAGAGAACAGAUACUAAUUUAUUAUGAAGACGAGGGUAUACGAUUUUUACUACCACAUUUAAUUAGAUUACAAAACGGCCAUUUGAUUGUUUCCAAUACUUUAUUAAAUAAGACUUUUGCGCCAUCAAGUGAAUAUUGGGAUCAUGAUGAGUGGCGUGAGUUACUUAAACCGCUUAUUCCAUGGCUCGGUGACGAUGAUAAUGUAGAAGAAUAAUCAUCCCAUAAACAUACA